Molecule: messenger RNA, 420 nt
Organism: Protopolystoma xenopodis
Lineage: Eukaryota; Metazoa; Platyhelminthes; Monogenea; Polystomatidea; Polystomatidae
Source: the annotation of a GenBank genome assembly
AUGCUGUUUUGUGUCUGGUGGUCCAGUCUGGUGCCUAGCGUAGUGCACUGCAUCACCUGCACCUCCGGCGACAAUAUCAAACUGGCCAUCAGCAGGAGGCUGGAGCUCCGUGAGCAGUUCUUCCUCUUCACCGGUCCUGCAUUGUCUGCAAUAGAGCCAAACUGCGUGGGCCUGGCAGCAGAAGAGAGCGACGACGAGGUGCUGCAAUCGGAGAGUGGAUGCCCCUCGGGCACGAGGAGAGCGAACUUGUGUAACACUUUGACGCCCGAGUGGCACGGCGGUUUCUGCUCAUUUGCAAGCGAAUACUGCCCUCCCGGUUGCAGAUCUGAGACCACUGAGGCGCCGAAUGUACCCUCCCCCCUCAAGUGUGAAGUAGCCAAUGGUGAGGUGCGGGAAGAGGGUGAAGAUUUGGGCUCUUUG